AUGCCACGAACGAUACCAUGGCUCGCAAACCCAGCUCCACCUGAACGCAAGUCCCGUAACACAACCACGACUGCGAAACGCCGCAAAGUCGACUCCUCGCCGCCGUCAUCUCCUCCCUCCGGCCUCGAUGAAUUCAUCCGCACGCCCAAGAGCACCAACUCCCGUCGAGAUGCCGCAGCAUUACACUCACCUUCGACAUCCCCACCGCCUGCGCCUCCAAAGCAAGAGUUCAUGCGGCCGGGCUGGGAGGCAGAUGACGGCUGGAGAAUGGUGACUGAUGAGUUCACAGCCACUGCUCAACUCUUCACCGCACACCUCGCACACGCUGAAUAUCGUCGUCAGAAAGAGUUGGCCAAACAACGAGAAAAUGCUUUGGGCGGUGCAGAUGCGAUUGCCAGACCUGUGGUGGGGCAGUUGAGUAAAGAGGGACAGAGAAAGAAGCAGGGAGAGUUGCAGAGACAGGGCAUCAAGGCGAUCAUGAAGGCAGAGGAAGAAGAGGAAGUUGACCCGUGGAUGGGCACGCAGUUGGCAGGCUUGAUGGCAAGUCCGAGGAAAAGAGAGAGGUUGCAACCAGCCAAGGUUGUGGGCAGGAGCAGUACGAGGGCUGCUGCUGGCUUUGACCGUGCAAGACCACUGGAUCUACGAGGCAGACCGCUGGAACGGGCGAAGAGUCCGCGUGUGAAGAAAGAGGUCAAGGCCGAGCAAGAGACAACUGACGACGACGAUCUGGAUGCUCCUGGACCUCUCCGAUUUUCAUCUCGUCCUGGACGCUCAGAGCCCUCUCCUACACCAUCCCGUCCGAAUAACGUCUUCAAGCAAUUUGCCAAACCACGUACCGCAAAGACAAACACCAUCAAGCAGUCGUCUCACCGCACAUCAUCGUCGACGACAUACUCCUCGGACCUCUCGGACAGACCCUCACACAAGAAAUGCGCAAGCAUCGACCGUGAAAUAUCACGCCCUCCACCAAAACGUACAGCACGCGAACCU
This is a messenger RNA of Aureobasidium namibiae CBS 147.97, 990 nucleotides long. RefSeq lists its product as uncharacterized. The transcript has a single exon. NCBI's taxonomy places the organism in Eukaryota, Fungi, Ascomycota, Dothideomycetes, Dothideales, Saccotheciaceae. The annotation marks the transcript as partial. The record is from RefSeq and is a predicted model, not a curated record.